AGGUCACACAAUACGUCGUGGAUGAUAGUCGCACGGAUGCGCCGCAAGUAAAGACAACCACCCUCUGCCUUCCCUCUUUGCUUACCAUAAUCCUCAUGUGCUUUUUUUUUUUUUUUUUUAUAAUAAUGUUCCCCAUGCUCCCAUCCCUCCUGUCUUUUAUAUAAUAAUCCCAACGCGCCUCAUCACCUCUAUCCAUCCGUUUCGCUGAUUCAUAACACUGAAGGAAAUAGAACAAGAUAAGAAAACACACACACACACACACACACACACACACACACACACACUCUCUGUCUCUCUCUCUUGGAAUUGUUUCAGAAUGGCUGGUGGUAACAACGAGGAAGAGAAGGCGGUGAUGCUGUUUGAUGUAGAAGAAGGGAGUUCAAUGAUGAAGGAACUUAGAGGAAGCUUUGGUUCUGGUAAAACUAGAAGUUAUGAAUGGAGAGUUACUCAGAUAAAAAGUCUUGUUAAGUUAUGCGAUUUUCACGAGAAAGAAAUCGUUGAUGCUCUUCGUCUCGAUCUUUCUAAACCUGAACUUGAAUCUACUGUCUAUGAGAUAGGGAUGCUUAAAAACUCAUGCAGAGUGGCACUUAAGGAACUGAAACAUUGGAUGAGACCAGAAAAGGCAAAGACCUCAAUAGCCACUUUUCCUUCAGCAGCUGAAAUAGUGCCAGAACCAUUUGGCGUUGUAUUGAUAAUUUCCGCGUGGAACUAUCCUUUUUUGCUGUCGCUGGAUCCACUUAUUGGAGCUAUUGCAGCUGGUAAUGCUGUGGUCUUAAAACCAUCAGAAAUUGCUCCAGCUACAUCCUCAUUACUUGCAAAACUAGUUACAGCAUAUUUGGAUAGCUCUUGCAUAAGGGUUAUUGAGGGAGCUGUUGCUGAAACAUCUGCUCUGCUGGAGCAGAAGUGGGACAAGAUAUUUUACACAGGCAAUGGAAGAGUGGGCCGUAUUGUGAUGGCAGCUGCUGCAAAACACCUGACACCAGUGGUUUUAGAGCUUGGAGGGAAAUCUCCUGUUGUAAUUGAUUCAGGAAUCAAUUUACUGGUGGCAACUAGGCGAAUAAUUGCAGGCAAGUGGGGUUGUAACAACGGGCAAGCAUGCAUUUCUCCUGAUUACAUCAUAACAACGAAAGAUUAUGCUCCAAAGCUGGUGGACGCCUUAAAACAAGAACUGGAGAGAUUUUAUGGAGAGAAUCCAUUGGUAUCAAAAGACUUGUCCCGAAUUGUGAAUUCCAACCAUUUUUCUCGUUUGAUUAAACUACUUGAUGAGGAUAAGGUUUCUGGUAAGAUUGUCCACGGAGGUGAAAGAGAUGAAGCAAACCUGAAAAUUGCUCCCACUAUCUUGAUGGAUGUUCCUCAGGACUCUCUGAUAAUGAAUGAAGAGAUAUUUGGUCCCUUGCUUCCCAUUGUCAUGGUCAACAAAAUUGAAGAGAGUUUUGAUUUGAUAAACUCAAGAACGAAACCACUUGCAGCUUAUUUAUUCACAAAUAAGAAGAAACUCAAGCAGCAGUUUGUGACUUGCGUCUCUGCCGGGGGCUUGGUCGUCAAUGACACUACUGUGCAUCUCGCAGUACAUACUUUACCAUUUGGAGGUGUUGGGGAGAGUGGAACGGGUGCAUACCAUGGCAAAUUCUCAUUCGAUGCUUUUAGCCAUAAGAAGGCCGUUUUAUAUCGAAGCUUUACUGGUGAUGCAGCUAUCAGGUAUCCACCAUAUACUAAGGGGAAGCUGCGCUUGAUGAAAGCUCUGAUUGGCGGUGGCAUUUGGAGCAUAAUUAGUGCUCUUUUUGGUUGGGGUAAGGUUUGAACAGAGAAUCUGGGAGUUUGUGAUGUAAGUUUCAAGGCACUCAAUGUAUGUAAAUUAUUGAUUGUUCUUGUAUAUUUUAAAUCGGAACCAGAUUUACUGGUCGCAAUCAUAAAAGCAUAAAUAAUUCAACUUAUAUUUUACCUUUUGCUGAGUGACAUUUUUGCUCAGAAAUGUGAGAUCAUUUAGACCCGUUGUGGGUGUGUA
Messenger RNA from Ricinus communis (castor bean), 2005 nucleotides. RefSeq names its product aldehyde dehydrogenase family 3 member H1. The coding region runs from base 317 to 1801 and encodes 494 amino acids. NCBI's taxonomy places the organism in Eukaryota, Viridiplantae, Streptophyta, Magnoliopsida, Malpighiales, Euphorbiaceae. The transcript is spliced from 10 exons. The record is from RefSeq and is a predicted model, not a curated record. Gene Ontology annotation, molecular function: aldehyde dehydrogenase (NAD+) activity. Gene Ontology annotation, cellular component: cytoplasm. Gene Ontology annotation, biological process: aldehyde metabolic process.